Trichechus manatus latirostris (Florida manatee) is the source of this 2204-nucleotide messenger RNA. It is a transcript of the gene CLP1, whose product is annotated as cleavage factor polyribonucleotide kinase subunit 1. The record is from RefSeq and is a predicted model, not a curated record. Gene Ontology annotation, molecular function: polynucleotide 5'-hydroxyl-kinase activity. The transcript has 3 exons. The coding region runs from base 500 to 1777 and encodes 425 amino acids. Lineage: Eukaryota; Metazoa; Chordata; Mammalia; Sirenia; Trichechidae. Gene Ontology annotation, biological process: tRNA splicing, via endonucleolytic cleavage and ligation. Gene Ontology annotation, cellular component: nucleus; mRNA cleavage factor complex.
UGCGGUUGGGCUUGGGGUCUACGUGUGGGAGCUUCACUUUUACCGGUUUGGGCUCAGAGGCCGUGCAGGUGAGAUAAUAAGCUCAGAAAGGCAAACGUCGCCGCUGCAGAGGUCGGGACGAGUGCUGCACCUACAGCCGCUGUCUGGGAUCGGAAAGAAUGUUUCACGUUUUCUCGGUAGUGGAAGUUUACGAAGUGCUUUUUUCCUCCUUCAAUUCGUAUUAAUCCCAAAACAGCACUGUGUGUGAGGAGGCGUGCCUCCAGUUCACAGCUGAGGAAAGAGAUUCAGAGAAGUUGUGAUUUCUCCAAAGACACUGCUAGUAGGUACAGAGUUGGACCUUAGACUGUUUUCUAAAGCCAGAUCCGGUAUCCUUUGCUUUGCAUCCGGAUUGCAGACGCGCUUCUUGACGAAGAUGAGUGGGGAGUGGGCAUUUGUUGUCUAUUCUCAAAUCUAGAGUACCUCAGUAGAGCGAUGAAGGCACUUCAGCUACACACAAAAGAUGGGAGAGGAGGCCAAUGAUGACAAGAAGCCAACAACAAAAUUUGAACUAGAACGAGAAACAGAACUUCGUUUUGAGGUGGAGGCGUCUCAGUCAGUUCAGUUGGAGCUCCUGGCUGGCAUGGCAGAAAUAUUUGGUACAGAGCUGACCCGAAACAAGAAAUUCACCUUUGACGCUGGUGCCAAGGUGGCUGUUUUCACUUGGCAUGGCUGUUCUCUGCAGCUGAGCGGCCGCACUGAGGUGGCUUAUGUCUCCAAGGAUACCCCUAUGCUGCUUUACCUCAACACGCACACAGCCUUGGAGCAGAUGCGGAGGCAGGCAGAGAAGGAAGAAGAACGAGGCCCCCGGGUGAUGGUAGUGGGCCCCACUGAUGUGGGCAAGUCCACAGUGUGCCGCCUGCUGCUCAACUAUGCAGUGCGUUUGGGCCGCCGCCCGACUUACGUGGAGCUGGAUGUGGGCCAGGGCUCUGUGUCCAUCCCGGGUACCAUGGGGGCCCUCUACAUUGAGCGGCCAGCAGAUGUUGAAGAAGGCUUCUCUAUCCAGGCCCCUCUGGUCUAUCAUUUUGGCUCCACCACUCCCGGCACCAACAUCAAACUUUAUAAUAAGAUUACAUCUCGUCUGGCAGAUGUGUUCAACCAAAGGUGUGAAGUGAACAGGAGGGCCUCUGUGAGUGGCUGUGUCAUUAACACCUGUGGCUGGGUCAAGGGCUCUGGCUACCAUGCCCUGGUGCAUGCAGCUUCAGCUUUUGAGGUAGAUGUGGUGGUGGUUCUGGAUCAAGAACGGCUGUACAACGAACUGAAACGGGACCUGCCCCACUUUGUACGUACUGUGCUCCUCCCUAAAUCAGGGGGUGUGGUUGAACGCUCCAAGGACUUCCGGCGGGAAUGUAGGGAUGAACGUAUCCGUGAGUACUUCUAUGGAUUCCGAGGCUGUUUCUACCCCCAUGCCUUCAAUGUCAAGUUUUCAGAUGUAAAAAUCUACAAAGUUGGGGCCCCCACUAUCCCAGACUCCUGUUUGCCUCUUGGCAUGUCUCAGGAGGACAAUCAACUCAAGCUAGUACCUGUCACCCCUGGCCGAGAUAUGGUGCACCACCUCCUGAGUGUUAGCACUGCUGAGGGCACAGAGGAGAACCUUUCAGAGACAAGUGUUGCUGGCUUCAUUGUGGUGACCAGUGUGGACCUGGAGCAUCAGGUGUUUACUGUCCUCUCUCCAGCCCCCCGUCCACUGCCUAAGAACUUCCUUCUUAUAAUGGAUAUCCGAUUCAUGGAUCUUAAAUAGAGAUCAGCAAGAAGCCUUGCUGCCUGGGACAUAGAGAUCUUGUGACCGUCACCAAAGGCAGGUGGGCUGAGGUAUGAGAACCUGUUGAGGCCAGGCUGACCAGUAAAUGGUGGACUAGUAGAAAACGUAUUCUACCUCUUAAAACACAUGGUAGGUAACCUGACUAUUCUAGUCUUGAACCAAAAGGAAAAACCAUCACCUAAGAUGCCAAUUUGAAUUCUCCAAGACCAUGAAUAAUCCUUUAUCAUUCACUGUGCUAUUAAUAUGGGGACUAAUUUUUAGGAGGGAUUUUUUAAAUUUCUACUUUAUAGUCUGUUUACAGCACUUGCUAUCUCAUUAAUGCAAGAUGAAAGUGUGACUUAGAGUGACUCCAGUAAAGUUCAAACUUGGAAAAAAAUGUAUUUUAAUAAAUAUUUUUGCCACAUCA